Messenger RNA from Scatophagus argus, 1318 nucleotides. RefSeq names its product actin-related protein 2/3 complex subunit 5-A-like. Lineage: Eukaryota; Metazoa; Chordata; Actinopteri; Scatophagidae. The record is from RefSeq and is a predicted model, not a curated record. Gene Ontology annotation, molecular function: actin filament binding. Gene Ontology annotation, cellular component: cytoplasm; Arp2/3 protein complex; actin cytoskeleton. Gene Ontology annotation, biological process: Arp2/3 complex-mediated actin nucleation; regulation of actin filament polymerization; cell migration. The transcript is spliced from 4 exons. Bases 137 to 589 code for a protein of 150 amino acids.
AAGAAGUAGAGGAAGUGGUGAGGAAGUGAGGAAGUAAGGAAGUGUUAUCACUGGAAAUUGGACAGUUUAGCUGCUUGUGCUUGCUGUCCAUAACGCUCAGUUUUGUGUUAAACAGCAUUGACUUGUCGUGUCCAAAAUGUCUAAAAAUACAGACUCCAACAAGUUCAGAAAAGUAGACGUCGAUGAAUACGACGAGAACAAGUUUGUGGACGAGGAAGAUGGAGGAGAGAACCAAGAUGGACCGGACGAAGCAGAAGUAGACGGCUUGCUCCGACAAGGCAACAUGAAUGGAGCUCUCCUUGCUGUGCUAAAGAACCCUCCAAUCAACACCAAGAACCAGAAUACCAAGGAUCGAGCAGAGCUGCUGGUGGUCAAAGUGCUGAGCAGUUUUAAGAGCAGCGACAUAGAGAAGGCUGUGGCCUCGCUGGACAGAGCUGGAGUGGACCUGCUCAUGAAGUACAUCUACAGAGGCUUCGAGAAGCCCUCUGACAACAGCAGCGCCGUGCUGCUGCAGUGGCAUGAGAAGGCCUUGGCAGUGGGAGGAGUGGGCUCCAUAGUUCGAGUCCUGACUGCCAGGAAGACUGUCUGAUGGUCCCACAACUCGCAGAGUGCAGCUGUUAACAGACAUUAGUCAUUAAUCUGACCGGAGCUGAGUACAGUGACGAGCUUCUUCUUUUUCUCUUUUUGGACGUGAUUCCCGUUUAUUUUUAUACUGAAGCUGAGCGUCUUCGCGAUGCACUUCUUUUCUCUUCUUUUUUUUUUCUUGUUUUCCUGCAUUUACUGUUUUGAAUCACCCCACUGGGAUUUAGAAGUGCUGGCGUUCAGGCGGGGAGGUGCUGGCACUUUCAGCUGUCUGUAUUUGCCAGCCACAGAGAGAGAGCAGACAUAUUUCAGAUGCUUCGCUCGGACACGUUGUCUCCAAAGCAGCACGCUUGCUUCACAGCUGCUCUGAUUGCCUCUGCUGGCUCACUUUAACAUUGCUACCCCUCAACUCCUACCUUCCUCCUCCUCCUCCUCCUCCUCCUCCUCUGCAGAUUCUGAGUCACCCAGGUUGUGGAAGAUUAUCACAGACGGGUGACCCUGUCCAGGAUGUUUCCCUGCCCUUUUGCCUCGUGCAUGCUGGGACUGGAGUUUGUUUCUUCCCUUAUCAUUCUAUCUUUGUGAACAUCUGAACCUGUUGUUAAUUUUCUAUUUUUUUUUCUACUUAAGCCACAUUAUUAUGUGUGUAGCCUGGCUCUCAGGCUGCACUGCUUCUUUUGGGUUUUUUUAAUAUAUAUGAAAUGAACAACAAAAAUAAAGUGCUGAACCUGAACAUGGA